This is a messenger RNA of Triplophysa dalaica, 1416 nucleotides long. Its product is annotated as RING finger protein 223. Bases 316 to 978 code for a protein of 220 amino acids. Gene Ontology annotation, biological process: protein ubiquitination. The transcript has 2 exons. NCBI's taxonomy places the organism in Eukaryota, Metazoa, Chordata, Actinopteri, Cypriniformes, Nemacheilidae. The record is from RefSeq and is a predicted model, not a curated record. Gene Ontology annotation, molecular function: ubiquitin protein ligase activity.
GUCAUUUCCAUAGCGCGUGCUGAAAGAGAGAAGAUAAAUUGAGGCAGGUGAGUGUGGAUGUGAAACACGGAGAAGGAGCAGGCAACCACACCAACAGCCCACCUGCGCUCAGCUCCGUCUGCACUGGCUCCUGAGAGGAGAACGUUACAUUAUCAAGAGGACUGCUGACAGCCCUGAGCCGAUAAUGCAUUUGAGUCCUUAAGGAGACAAAGCGAUGAGAAGAUAAAAGUGGAAUCAUCGGAAGAGGAAUACACUGCAUUGGAGCUCACGUUGUCUGAACAGUGAGUCUGCGAGAAGAAAUCACAUUCCUGUAAAAUGGAGCCCAGCCCUGUGGUGUGGCACACGCAGGUGGUCCCCCAAGACUUCGACCUCGAAAGGACGAGUUCUCAACCCGAGUGCUCCAUCUGCUUUAACACCUACGACAACGUCUUCAAAACACCAAAACAGCUGGAUUGCACCCACACUUUCUGCCUAGAGUGCAUUUCCCGCAUCAUGGCCACAUCCAUGGACCCCCAAAACUUGCAAAUCUCCUGUCCCUUUUGCCGCCAUCACACUAUCAUUCCCAAAAAAGGGCCCCCGGCGCUGACCACGAGCCAGGAGGUGCUGUGCCGCCUGCCCGUCCACCAGCAACACGAGGAGUCGGUAUGGCUGGAAGGAGAGAGGCUGUGCUACCAGCAGCCUAUAGGUAAACCCGGCAUGCAGGCUUUCUGUAUCUGCAUCGACAUUGGGGCCAACGGACAAGGUGUUGUUUCUUCUCCCCAGACUCGACCGAGACUUGGGUUUUUUGAGCGGUUGAUGGACUGGAAGCGGCUGUUGCUCUUUAUUUUUCUUAUGGUGUUACUCAUGGUCAUCAUUCUGUGGCCUCUGCAGUGCAUUGUCACGACCGGUUCUAUGCGUUGUGCUCCCCAGCACUUGCAGCCAUCCACUACCACAACAACAGUCUCUAGCACAACAACGACCACCACGACUCACACAUGAGUAUGGCAAAGACUGUCGGAUGCUAAAGGAGUUACGAUGCGGUUACAAGACUUUGUGCAUCAUUUACUUUUAUUCAAGUGUUCAAUUGCUGCGUACCAAAGUUUGUGAACCAACAUUUGAAUCCUAAAAGUUGUAUUAGUUAGGAAUUUGUAUUUUAGGCCCAUGUGGGGUUCUUGAAGUCUAGCCGAACAUCUGACAACUGUUUGCCUACACUGAUCAAAACAGCUUUUUUAUGAAAAUGCUUUAAAAAUACAUAAAAAAGUAAUGAGAUCUCAUACACCUACAUUUGUAAAUGCAUUAUUUAAACUGUUUAUCGACAAAUAGAAUUUUCUACUUUUGUAAAUUUGAAAUAUAUUUCGACUGUUUUCCCUGCAAUGUAUUUUUGUUGACAUUUUUCCUAAAAAAUAAAUUACACAUGCAAAAAGCACAUGGAAAUUG